AUGCCGCCCUGCGGCCCCGUCUCGGUCGAAGGCGACCCCACGCAGAUUGGGGACGCCUGGGUGCCCGUGCAGAUUCACGUGAAUCCGGGCCUCGUGGGACAAUGGGCACGCCAAUGCACGCGUGAAUACCGACCCUAUCCGGGCGAAAUCCUUUGCAAAAAGUAUAAAAUUGAACAUGCGGUCGGUGCGGGGCAUUUUACCCGCGCAUAUUUAGCCACCGACCUGGAGACGAAUACCAAGGUGUGUAUUAAGCGCCACGGUGGUCUCACAGUUGAACUGAUGACAGACUUGUUGACGAUCAGCAGGAGAGUUGAAUCAGUUGACCCUGAAGGCCAGUGCUUCUCCAGGUUGAUCGAGGCGUUCUUCGACAUGGUGGGCUACACCGUCGAGACGCUGUUUGAAGGUCGGAAUUGCAUGGAGAUCUGCCGAAGCAAUCCUCUGCAUUUCAAAGACCUGAAGAACCUCCGUACCGUUGCGGUGGGCUGCCUUCGCGGCCUGUCCCUCUUAUGCGAUGCGGGUGUGGUGCAUUGCGACAUGAAGGCGGACAACUUCAUGUGGACGAAGGGAACUGACGGCUCCACCGUGGUGCGCUUAGUGGACUUCGGCUGCUUGGUGCGCAGCGAGUGGACGGACGUCUCCCCGAAGCGGCCGGACUUGCGCAGUGGCAGGAUUGACCGAAUACCAGCACCCGAGGGCUGCAGUCGAUUGGAUAGUCGUUUGGAGAAUGGCCGGAACUGGGCCUUCGCAGAGGGCGGAGCAGGACACAUCGGCAAGUGGGCUCCCGAAAUGAUGUUGCGGUUGCCCAUUACCGACAAAGCCGAUGUCUGGGGCCAAGCGGUCGCCCUCUUGGAGCUCUACUCGGGCCGCAACAUGUGGAACGAAGAAGAAGACACGGUGGAGUACAUGUUGGCGCAAGCUUUGGGAUUAGUCAAUCAGAAGGCCGGCUUGCCGGAGAAGCUUCUGCGGCGAAGUCCGCUCGACAUCCGGCAGCUUUAUACGCCUUCCCCUGCCUACUUUCCCGUGCAACGCAUGGGCGUGGCUCCUCACGUGCGCUUCAAGGAGCUUCGACCCGCGACUUGGGGCCUGUCCUGCAUCCUGGGUGAUGAGACCAAGUGGGACAAGACCAAGAGCCUAGGCCGAUGUCGUUGGCUCGGAUCUAGGCGAUAG
Messenger RNA from Durusdinium trenchii, 1167 nucleotides. Lineage: Eukaryota; Dinophyceae; Suessiales; Symbiodiniaceae. The record is from the annotation of a GenBank genome assembly.